AUGUCAAAUUCUAAUCAGCAAAGACUUUAUAAAAAAGAAAAUUAUUCUAUUUCACUUGAAAUAAUAUAUUAUGAUAACCAAAAAUUUGUUUAUAAUGUUAUUCAAGAAGGUAUCUACCUAUCGGCUAUGAAUUAUAUUGAAACACCUAAUUAUUUUCCUAUAUCUGAUAAUUAUAUUAUUAAAACUACCUGGAAUCAGGCUAAUAACAGCUUUUUUUCAGCUCAAUCACCAUUUAAUACUUCUGUUGAACUAUACAAAAUAGAAGAACUGCUGUUUUUGAGUUUAUUUUUUUGGACUUCAAUUAAAAAUAAUGCAUUAAUAGAAAUUGCAAAGGUUUGGAUGGCUUCUGAAGAAUGA
This is a messenger RNA of Rhizophagus irregularis DAOM 181602=DAOM 197198, 357 nucleotides long. The record is from RefSeq and is a predicted model, not a curated record. Lineage: Eukaryota; Fungi; Glomeromycota; Glomeromycetes; Glomerales; Glomeraceae.